AUGGCCUACGUCCGACUGAAGGGUCACUUCACGAACAUCUUCAUCGUCUCUGUGUACGCACCAAAUUCAGCCGCCGAAGAGAGCGAUAAAGAGAAGUUUUACUCGCAGCUGCAAGCCUCAGUUGAAAGACUCCUCCGUCGCGAUCUGCUGAUCGUUGUCGGGGAUUGGAAUGAUCUGACUGGACCUGGCGACUCUACAAACUGCCAGUUUAUUGGCCGCCUUGGGCUUGGUUCUCUGUGUGACAGUGGCAAGAAGUGCUGA
Messenger RNA from Spirometra erinaceieuropaei, 261 nucleotides. NCBI's taxonomy places the organism in Eukaryota, Metazoa, Platyhelminthes, Cestoda, Diphyllobothriidea, Diphyllobothriidae. The record is from the annotation of a GenBank genome assembly.